GAUCAGGCCUCCAGACGACUCGCCAGAGGUAUCGACGAUCUGGACUUCUUCAUCGGCGAUGAGGCGCUCGACAAUCAGUCGGCGUAUACCGUGAAGUAUCCCAUACGACACGGCAUUGUGGAGGAUUGGGACCUAAUGGAGCGCUAUUGGGAACAGUGUAUAUUCAAGUACUUAAGGGCUGAACCGGAAGACCACUAUUUCCUGUUAACAGAGCCGCCGCUGAAUACGCCCGAGAAUCGCGAAUAUACGGCGGAAAUCAUGUUCGAGUCGUUCAACGUUCCCGGCCUUUACAUCGCCGUACAGGCGGUGCUGGCAUUGGCCGCCUCGUGGACCUCACGACAAGUGGGCGAACGCACGCUCACCGGUAUUGUCAUCGAUUCGGGCGACGGCGUCACGCAUUGCAUACCAGUGGCCGAGGGCUAUGUCAUCGGCAGUUGCAUUAAACACAUUCCGAUCGCCGGCCGUAACAUCACUUAUUUCAUACAAAACCUUUUGCGCGAACGAGAGUUCGGUAUUCCUCCGACUCAGUCGUUAGAGACGGCCAAAGCCAUCAAAGAGAGGUUCUGUUACGUGUGUCCC
Molecule: messenger RNA, 579 nt
Organism: Medioppia subpectinata
Lineage: Eukaryota; Metazoa; Arthropoda; Arachnida; Sarcoptiformes; Oppiidae
Source: the annotation of a GenBank genome assembly